AAUAUGCCGUGACUGAUAAUUUAUGACAUAUUCAGAGUGUGUACUUGAAUAAGAUGAGUGAGAAUGUGCGAAAUUGAUGACGCAUGUAUUUUUCAAUACGGAUGAGUAUAACUGGGCCAGACAAAUGCUGUAUUAAUAUUCGAGUGUACCUUACGUGAAAGGCAGGUAAAUGGUUAAUACAUGUAAGGAAAUGUGAGCUGUUUAAAAGCGGGUAAACAUGUUUGUCGGCGCCAUUUGAUUACUCGCUACCGGAGGAAUAGCGGUUACAAAACUACCUGCAAUUUUGCGACAGCUAGAAGACCUCUGGAAAAUGGUUUCACUUUAUAUGUUGGAACAUGGACACUUCGUUGGAAACGGUACCCACAGGCCAGGAAACGGAACAGGGUAUCACGGCCACGAUGGUAGCUUGUCUGAAGAGGAUAUCAUCUUCAUCGUUUUUAUCAUCUUAUAUAUAAUCGGUUUGGUAGCCAAUGCACUGUCUUUUGCUGCCAUUCUAAAUAUCAAACGAAUAACCGCUAGAAUGAUCCUGAUCUGUAACCUGGCACUGGUAGAUGGCUUGGUCUUUCUUUUCCUGUUACUAAGUGAUUGUGUCCAUGUCAUCUAUGAAUGCCGCAAUUCCAUGGACUUUGUGUUAUUGUCCUUAUUGGAGAUGGCUGGGUUGACCCUUCUGACCCUAGGCUUAGAGAUGUACAUUGCGGUCUGUAAACCCCUGCAUUACUCUUCCUGGAUCACCAAGCGAUGGUCUUGGACCGCCCUCGCACUCAUCUGGGGGUUUGUGGUGGGAAAGCUUUUCAUCCUCAUCUUGUCAAACGUCCAUGACUUUUGUACAUAUGGCGACACCGUGGAGGGUGUGUUCCAAAUCCAGAUUAAGGUACAGUACUACGGGAGCAUACUAAUUUUUGCUACAUGUAUGGCUGCCAGUACUGUAUUUUACAUUCGAAUAUUCCUGGACGUUCGCUCAAACCAGUGGGCUUACGACAAGGCGCGCAGGACGAGCGGAUCUGGGCCCAGUAGGGAGGACCGUCAGCGCCACGUAAAGACGACCAUCACUCUCUUCCUUCUCUACGGCACGCUUGCUCUGUCUUGGGGACCGUGGGUCAUAGCAACGUUCUUGUCGAAUGUGGUCCAAGUCUGCGAUCCUGAAAUCUGCCCUGACGUUUUACUGACCUCCUUCAUCUUGGUUUGGAUCAACAGUUUAUUGGACCCGAUUAUCUACGGAAUUCGACUUCCAGAUAUUCGCCAGGGCUAUCGACGACUUUUUCGCCGAUGCUGCAAGUGCAGACAAAACACGUGGGACUACGAUGCUCCGUACACCUCACGGUCUUGCAACAGCACGCGUAUUAAUUCCACUUCUCUUUGAUUAUUUCUACUUUUGAAUUAAAGGGAACAGUUGUGACUCGAUGUUCCUUCUAGUGAUUUGGUUGUAACAUGUAGCUAUCAAAAAGGUAGUCAUAUGAUGAAGACAAAAACAGCGCUGAUAUCAGAGGCUCGUUUAAGAAAACAUUGAACCCACCAUACAUGUAUGAAGUGUCCAAGAGAAAACCAGAAAUACUUACGCAUGGCACAAUUGUAUAACCGAUUAAAAAAGGUUCGCAUAAGAAGAAAAUAUGGCUGUCGAUUUUUUCUUGAUUUUAAUUCACUCGAUUUUGUCUUUGGUUGUGUCUCAUUGAUACAUUGUUUAUGGUAAUCAAAAACAAUAUGGUCACAUAGUAAGUUAGAAGCUUAGCGUCUGUUCUUGAUAUCCAAGUAAGAGCAAUGUUACGUCACCCUAUUGUGAUCGCCAGCGUUAUAAUUAAAUGAUCAGUUCAUUGUAUGGUGAAGAAUGUGUCAUAAGUCAUACCAUCAUAUUUACGGCACUGGUUAAAUAAGACAUUUAAUCCGACACAUCAAUUAAUAUCUAGCACCAUAUUUUCAGAUGGUAGGAAAAAAAGUCUGCUUCUGCAGGAUGUACAUACCACUGUAUAAAUUAACGUUUGCACAAUUGAAAAUAUAUUCCUUUAUAUCGUUUUUUUCUGUAGUAUUCUGUAAGAAAUGGCUGUAUGGUGUAUAAAUGACUGUUUAAAAUGCAGAAAAUCUCUCUCUCUCUCUCCCUCUCUCUCUCUCUCACACACACACACACACACGUAGCCCACCGGUGCAUUUUUUCUACGAUGUAUUCAUUAUGUAU
This is a messenger RNA of Lingula anatina, 2167 nucleotides long. RefSeq names its product adrenocorticotropic hormone receptor. Gene Ontology annotation, biological process: G protein-coupled receptor signaling pathway. Gene Ontology annotation, molecular function: G protein-coupled receptor activity. The record is from RefSeq and is a predicted model, not a curated record. Lineage: Eukaryota; Metazoa; Brachiopoda; Lingulata; Lingulida; Lingulidae. Gene Ontology annotation, cellular component: plasma membrane.